AUGAUUGCUGCUCAACUAUUAGCUCUAAGACUAGAAUUAUUAAAAGCUGAAACUUUUAAAAUUUUUAAUUUAACAAAUUGGCUAAACUCCUCUCUCAUAAACUUGAAUAUAAAUGAAUUGUCAAAAUUAAAUUUAUUUUCAAAUGAAAUUAAAAAAAUAAACACAAAUAAUUCCUUAUUUCAUUUACAGUUUUUCAGAUUAAACCACUGGCCACAAAAUUGGAUUUUAACUGUUGCAGUAUUUAAUAUUGACACUAUACACACAAACAAUAAAGUAUUCUGGAUCUCAAAUAUUAAAUCAAUUGGCAAAAUAUGGCAUUUAAAUUAUUUCGAUAAAAUUAAUAUAAACAACUUUUCAAAUUUUUUAAAUGUUUCAAAUCCCUCUAAUUUUUCUAAUAUGGAAUUUGAUAGAGGGAUUAAAUUGGACUAUAAUAUAAGCUUAAAACUAAUAAAAGAAUCAACAACUAAAAUAAUUAAUUAUAUGGUCAUUCAAGAACUUAAUAAUAAAAACAUUGGCUGGAAAGAAGCCGCAGGAAAAUCACUAAAUCGAAUUAAACAGUGCUGGGAUUUAUUCAAUCAUAAUAAUCAAAAUAAUCAUAAUAAUCAAAAUCUUGAUACUUUUAACAAUAUUCAUGACCAGUAUUUUCUUUUCAUUAAAACUGAUUCUUUAAUUUUAACUAAUAAUUCUGCUCCAAUUUUAAUCUUUAGUAUUCAAUUUUUUAAUAAAAGUCUAAUCGUUAGAUUAUUUGGUCAACUAAAAUUUCAAUUAAAGGGUUUUAAAAAAGAAAUCAUAAAAAAUAACUGUAAAAUAUCAUUUGAUGAAAAAGGAAGAAUUUAUAAAGCAGAAUCUAUUAUUGAUUUUAAUACAAAUGAUCCGGAUAAUUUUAAAGAAAAAAAUAAAAAUGAUUUCUACUUUUUGAAAAAUAUAAUAAUUACAUUAAAAUCUUUAUCAAGAAUAAUAUCCUUAGCAAACAUUUUUCAAAAUUUAUCAAUUGAAAUUGAUUCAAUUGAUCUAGAUAAAAUUGUUAUAAAAUACUCAAAACAUUUUAAAGCAAUAUUUAAAAUUUGUAAAAUCAAUUCCAAUUCAUCAAAUAUCAAACCUUUAAGUAAAGUUACUAAAAAAAACCUCGGUGCUAUUAAUGUCAAAAGCAACAUUAAAAUUGAAAACUCUCAAAAAAUUAAUAAUGAAACCGAAUUAAAUAAACUGAAUGAACAUGAUGAACUAAAUAAAUUCAAUAAAACAAAUAACAAUUACUUUAUUAAAGUUGAAUUAUCAGAAGAUAACCCUCAUAUUUUAGCACUGGCUGCAUUAAAUAAUGUUUUAAAUGAAUCAAUUAAUUAUAGGGCUGGUAGUAAAGAUUUGGGCGAAAAAUAUAAGAUAAGUGUACCAUAUUUUUUAAAAGCAUUAAAAAAAAGUUCAGUAUUGGUUACAUCGUUAUUUUUUAUCAGAAAAAAAUAUAACUUACUUUUCAAAGAACAGAAAGAAAUUAACAUCAAUGAUAGUUUUUUAAAUUAUCCAGUUAGAUUUACAAUUAUGUGCCAUGAUCUUUUAGAGUAUGCUAUCUUAUAUGAUAUCUAUAAAGACACUAAUAAUUUGGGGUCAACAACUAAUUUAAAGACAUUUGCCGGUAGUAAAUCAUAUUUUACUUUUAGAAUUCUUAUUAAUGCUGAAUCCAACGGAUUUUAUUCUAUUAAGAAUGAUCCCAAAUUAAUAUUAGAGUCAAGUGAUUUUUGUGGUAAUAAAAAUCCAACCAAAAAACAAAUAGAGUUAAAGGAAAAAAUUAAAAAACAUAAUGAAAAUUUUACUAGCCUAAUUACUUCCGAAAUUAAAAGUAAAGCAUUGGGGUAUAAAACGUAUUGUUACGGUAUUCAGGAUCCAAUUGAAAAGUGUAGUAUAAUAAUUUGUGGUGAGAGAAUUUUAGGUGAUAUUCUUGAAGCAGUUCAUAAAGAAAUCAUCACUAAUUUUGAAAAAUAA
This is a messenger RNA of Ascoidea rubescens DSM 1968, 1974 nucleotides long. RefSeq lists its product as uncharacterized. The record is from RefSeq and is a predicted model, not a curated record. The transcript has a single exon. Bases 1 to 1974 code for a protein of 657 amino acids. Gene Ontology annotation, molecular function: protein binding. NCBI's taxonomy places the organism in Eukaryota, Fungi, Ascomycota, Saccharomycetes, Ascoideales, Ascoideaceae.